AUGGGAAACUCUUUAGAAAAUGAGCAUGUCACAAAAAGAAGAAGAAGGAGACGAGCAGCACCCUCCACCAUGUUAUUAUGGGGAAUCUUGUUCUUUGCUCAGUUUGGUUUGUCUUCAUCAUCAGUUCUUUUUCCUGGUCAGCAUCAUCACCAAUCCUACCGUUCAUCGAGAAAGGCUGGUCUAUUCCAUGAAAGGUCGUCGCUUCAACACCCUAGCAACUCAGUGUCUUUCACAGGUCCACCUCGUGAAGAAGAAAACAGAGAUGAUGUUUAUAAAGACGACAAGAGAUUAGUUCACACAGGUCCAAAUCCUCUCCACAACUGA
This is a messenger RNA of Raphanus sativus (radish), 324 nucleotides long. Its product is annotated as CLAVATA3/ESR (CLE)-related protein 16. The transcript has a single exon. The coding region runs from base 1 to 324 and encodes 107 amino acids. NCBI's taxonomy places the organism in Eukaryota, Viridiplantae, Streptophyta, Magnoliopsida, Brassicales, Brassicaceae. The record is from RefSeq and is a predicted model, not a curated record. Gene Ontology annotation, biological process: system development.